AUGAAGAACUUUGACAAAACUGAGCUCUUCGAGCCUCUGAGCAUCGGCGAUGUUCAUCUCGCUCAUCGUAUUGUCCUUGCACCAUUGACUAGAUUUCGUACAGGUCAUGAUCAGAAUAUCUUACCAUUCGUCAAAGACUAUUACGCCCAACGAGCCUCAACUCCAGGUACACUUCUCAUCACGGAAGCUACAGUGCCAUCUCGUCUCGCCGGUUCGAUCACUCACAUGCCCGAGAUGUGGUCCGACGCGCACAUAGCUGCUUGGAAAGGAGUCGUAGAUGCAGUUCACGCGAAAGGCAGCUAUGUUUUUCUCCAGAUAUGCGGCAAUGGGCGCGUAGCUUUUCCCUCGGAAAGGGCGAAGGACGGUUUAGACUUGAUCGGACCGAGCGCUAUUCCCAUCGGCGACGCAGACGGCAGUGGAGUUUUUCCCGCGGACGGAGAGAAUCCCAUACCACGCGCAAUGACUGAAGAAGAAAUCUGGCAGGUUAUUGCCGACUUUGGGCUAGCUGCCAAGAAUGGUAUCGAGAAGUGCGGCUUUGACGGCGUCGAGAUUCAUGCUUGCAACGGAAACUUGCUCGAUCAGUUCAUUCAGGACAAUUCCAACCGCCGCACUGAUGACUGGGGCGGUAGUGUUGAAAAGCGAUCGCGCUUCGUCAUCGAAACUGCCAAAGCUGUCAUUGCAGCAGUGGGAAAAGACAGAGUCGGAAUCCGAUUCAGUCCCUACAGUACCUAUCUCUCCAUGCGCAUGAACAAUCCGAUUCCGCAAUUUACGUACCUCAUCAAGGAGCUUGAUAUGAUCGGCGUAGCUUACAUUCAUCUUAUCGAGCCGCGCAUUGCCGGUGAUAGUGGUGUCGAAACGAAUCAAUCGGACUCUCUGAUCCCCUUCAUGGAUGCAUGGAGUAGUGAGCGUCCCAUCAUUGUGGCUGGUGGGUUUUCGGCAGACAGUGCGUGCCGUGUUUUGGCUACUGGUGGCCUUUAUGAAGGGAGGAAAGUUGCUAUCGCGUUCGGAAGGCACUAUGUGAGCAACCCGGAUCUGGUGUUUCGAGUCAAAAAUGGUGUCCCACUCACGCCAUAUUCUCGGAAAACGUUUUAUGAUGUUGGAAGUGAGGAAGGCUAUACGGAUUUUGAAUUCUCAGAGGAGUAUGCAAAGUUUAGUGUAGUUGUCAAACACGAAGGUGGUGUUGUCUAG
This is a messenger RNA of Parastagonospora nodorum SN15, 1188 nucleotides long. RefSeq lists its product as hypothetical. Gene Ontology annotation, molecular function: FMN binding; NADPH dehydrogenase activity. The transcript has 2 exons. The coding region runs from base 1 to 1188 and encodes 395 amino acids. NCBI's taxonomy places the organism in Eukaryota, Fungi, Ascomycota, Dothideomycetes, Pleosporales, Phaeosphaeriaceae. The record is from RefSeq and is a predicted model, not a curated record.